AUGGCAACCAAAAUGUGUUUAAUAAGGAGGCAUCUUAUAAGAAGUUUUAUGUUUAAUUCAAUCAGAAAAGAUACCUACCAUUGGAUCACCAAAUCCCAAAGGAUAACAUUUAUAAUGUGGAAUACCAUGACGAAAAAAAAAAGUCAAUUUAAUGAAGCAAACAUGAAGAAACAGCCUAAAGAUACUUUCCAAGAACCAGAUCUCGAAAAUAAUAUGGUUCCUAUGAAUGAUAAAGAAAAAGCCAAUUCGAUGAAAAUUCCCGAGAAAGAAGUCCAAGUUCUGAUUAUCUGCAGCAUAAUUUCCUUUGGUCUUUCGUGGGGCAUGGCAUUGAACUUUAUUAUCGAUGUGUAUUUUUAUUCAGCUAAAGUACAAUAUGCAUUCGGAAACAGUGUUCAACUAGCUCUGAUAGCAGCUUUUUCCAUACUUAUCAACCUUAUAACCAUAACAAGUUGGCUUAGAUUAAUUAAAAAAAUAGGUAAAAUUAAAUUGCCUAAGUUAUUAAAAGUAUUAAGUAAUAUAGAUGCGUCUGUAGUCAAUUGGACAUGUGGUAUUUUCGCAACAUUAUUAUAUAUUAUUCUCAGUGCUUUCGUGCAAAUUAAAGGUCGUAUCAAUAUAUUUCAAUUCAUAUUAGCAAGUGUAUUGUACCACCUAGGGGUUUCUGAACAAUUUAUAGACAGCAAGUUAUUUCCUGAUGUACCAGAAUACGUUACUAAGUAUAUCUAA
Vanderwaltozyma polyspora DSM 70294 is the source of this 723-nucleotide messenger RNA. RefSeq lists its product as uncharacterized. Bases 1 to 723 code for a protein of 240 amino acids. The transcript has a single exon. The record is from RefSeq and is a predicted model, not a curated record. Lineage: Eukaryota; Fungi; Ascomycota; Saccharomycetes; Saccharomycetales; Saccharomycetaceae.